AUGGCUACGCAAUAUCAACCAAAUCAAUAUUCAAGGCGUGAAAGUGUAACCGAAAAAUACGACGCGAGUCCAAGAAAGAAAAUUACCCAACGUCGCGAACAAAGUCAAGGAUCCAGUGACGGAACGGUUAGCACAAUGAUGAGCAAUGCUUCAACGGGAAGGGAAUCGGCAGCUACACAUAUGACAGAAGGUCCUUCAUAUUCGAAAAAAAUUGUGGUGGUUGGUGAUGGUGGAUGCGGGAAGACUUGUCUUUUGAUAAGUUACAGUCAAGGAUAUUUCCCAGAAAAAUAUGUUCCAACUGUAUUCGAGAAUUAUAUCACAUACCCAACGCAUCGGCAGACCGGCAAGACACUCGAAUUGGCGUUAUGGGAUACUGCAGGACAAGAGGAAUAUGAUCGUCUCCGUCCAUUAUCAUACCCGGAGACAGAUUUGUUGUUUGUUUGUUUCGCGAUCGACUGCCCAAAUUCCCUCGAGAAUGUUAUGGAUAAGUGGUAUCCCGAAGUAUUACACUUUUGCCCAUACACACCUCUUAUCCUCGUCGGUCUGAAGUCCGACUUGAGAACGAAACGUUCUUGUAUUGAUCUCCUCAAAACCCAAGGUCUCACACCCGUCACCACAGAACAAGGAAUGGCAGUUGCAAGAAAGAUGGGAGCGCGUUAUAUGGAGUGCAGUAGUAAAGAAAUGACUGGUGUGGAAGAAAUUUUUACCGAAGCCAUCAACACAGUUGUGGUCAACGAUCGAAGCAACCAACAAAAUACAUCCUCAUCUACUCCACCCGGUACAUCAGGUUCGCAAGGUGUAAUCAUCCCGAAAAAGAAGAAGCGCAGUUGUCGAUUCUUGUAA
Messenger RNA from Botrytis sinoallii, 843 nucleotides. RefSeq lists its product as uncharacterized. Gene Ontology annotation, biological process: small GTPase-mediated signal transduction. The record is from RefSeq and is a predicted model, not a curated record. The coding region runs from base 1 to 843 and encodes 280 amino acids. The transcript has 3 exons. Lineage: Eukaryota; Fungi; Ascomycota; Leotiomycetes; Helotiales; Sclerotiniaceae. Gene Ontology annotation, molecular function: GTPase activity; GTP binding.